CGGCCUCUCCUGGAAGCUGCUGGGAAAAGCAGAAGCAGCAGCAGAAGAAGAAGAAGCAGAAGAAGAAGCCUGAGCAGCAGCAGCAGUGGCAGGAUUUUAGUUUUUUCAUCAGAAAGUGAAGAUGAAGGCGUGUGUGCUAGUCCUGGGUCUGUCCCUGGUUCUGACCGUCUGCGUGGCCCGGUCUCCCUACCAGGCAGUCCUGCAGCACAGCCGGAUCAGAGGCCGACAGCAGGGGCCAAACGUUUGUGCCAUGCAGCAGAUUAAAGGCACUGACAAGAAAUACUUCACCAACUGCAAACAGUGGUACCAUCGCAAGAUCUGCAGCCAGCCCACGGUGAUCACCUACGAGUGCUGUCCUGGUUAUGAGAAGAUUCCUGGAGAGAAGGGCUGUCCAGCUGCGCUGCCUCUGGUGAACAUAUACAACACUCUGGGCGUGGUGGGAGCCACCACCACCAAGAUGUACUCAGAAAGAGCCCAACUGAGGGAGGAGGUUGAAGGUCCUGGAAGCUUCACCUUCUUCGCCCCAAGUAACGAGGCCUGGGCCGCCCUGCCGACGGAGAUCCUGGACGCUCUGGUGAGCAACGUGAACAUCGAGCUGCUGAACGCUCUUCAUUACCACAUGGUGAACCGCCGGCUGACCUCCGAGGAGCUGAAGCAUGGAUCCUCCUUCCCCUCCAUGUACCAGGACUCCCACGUCCAUAUUCACCACUACAGCAACGGGAUCGUGACAGUGAACUGCGCUCGUCUGAUCAAACCCGACCAACAUGCCACCAACGGCAUCGUGCACGUGGUUGACCGUGUUAUCACCGCUAUCUCCAACGACAUGCAGGCAAUCAUUGACAUUGACGACGACCUGGAGACGCUGCGCACGGCCUUCGCCGCCGCCGGUCUGACCUCCAUCUUGGAGAAUGAGGGUCAGUACACCGUUUUCGCUCCCACCAACGAGGCCUUCGAAAAGAUUCCUGCGGAGACCCUGAACAGAAUCCUGGGAGACCCCGUGGCUCUGAGAGACCUGCUGAACUACCACAUCCUGAAGCACAUGCAGUGUGCCGAGUCGAUCGUGUCCGGGACCCCGAUGGAGACGCUGCAGGGCACCGUGCUGGAGGUCGGCUGUGACGGAGACCAGAUGACUCUGAACGGAAAAGCUAUCAUCACCAAGAAGGACCAGCUGGGAACCAACGGAGUCAUCCACUACAUCAGCGAGCUGCUCAUCCCAGACUCAGCUAAAACUCUCCUGGAGCUGGCUGAAGGUUCGUCUGUUUCCAUGGCCACCAAGUUGUUUGUGGAAGCGGGUCUGACAUCCCACCUGACGGGCUCGGAGGCUCUGACCCUGCUGGCUCCUCUGGACGAAGCUUUCAAAGGCAGCGUGACGAUGACUCCCGACAUGAGGAAGCUGAUGACCAACCACAUCAUGAAGGAGCAGCUGUCCUCCAAGGCUCUGUACCACGGUCAGGAGCUGGAGACGCUGGGAGGCCUCAAGCUCAGAGUGUUUGUGUACAGAAAUAACCUGUGCAUCGAGAACGCCUGCAUCGCUGCUCAUGACAAGACCGGACGCUAUGCCUCCAUGUUCACCGUGGACAAAGUCCUCACUCCACCAAUGGGGACCGUGAUGGACGUCCUGAAGGCCGAUGACCGCUUCAGUCUGCUGGUCGGUGCCAUCCAGACUGCAGGUAUGACGGAGCUGCUGAACCAGCAGGGGGCGCUCACCUUCUUCGCCCCUACCAAUGACGCCUUCAACGCCCUGCCACCGGCCGAACUCAACAAGCUGAUGCGUAACCCUCAGGAGCUGUCAGGUGUGCUCCGGUAUCACCUGGGGGAGGGCAUGCUGGUCAGCGGGGGGGUCGGGUCUCACACCAGACUGAAGCCUCUGCAGGGGGAGAAGCUGGAGCUGGGCGUGCGGAACUACACGGUGUACGUUAACAAGGUCCCGGUGGCCGACGCCGACCUGAUGGCCACCAACGGAGUCGUCCACGCCGUCAGCAGCGUCAUCAAACCUCUGCCUCCGAAGGUGGACCGAGAGCAGGCCGAUGGACCGGCAGCUCCUCCCAGAUCAGAUGCUUCCUCCAGGGCCGACGCCCGGAGUUUCAGAGACGAUCUGUUCCAGAAGGUGGUGAGGAGUCGCUCCAGCAGGACGAUGAACCUCAGUCAGUAGACUUGCAGAGAGGGAGGAGCUCAGCAGCCUUAACCACCAACAAAGAAGCAGAAGACAAAGCGCCACAGGUCACGUCUUGAAGGAAAAAUCCCCUGAAAUCCUCUGAAGCUGCUGCUGUUGGUUCCUGCUGCUGCUGCAGAGGAGCUCAGGUGGAUUUUUGCAGUUUGUGAAGAAGAAAUGUUGUUCGUCAAGUAUUUUAAAUUGCUUUUUGCAUUUUUAUUUUUUAUUUUUUGUUAAAUUUAGUUUUCUGUCUGGUUUCAGAGUCUGAAGCGUUGUGAGUGUGUUUUGUACUCGAUGUCGUCCUGCAGCUUGUCGAACGCGGUGACCUGACGGCUUUUCAGGAGCGUUGCUUUGUGUUUUUGUAAAAUAAAGCUGAAAAGUGAGACCACA
Stegastes partitus (bicolor damselfish) is the source of this 2542-nucleotide messenger RNA. RefSeq names its product transforming growth factor, beta-induced (gene tgfbi). The transcript has 17 exons. Lineage: Eukaryota; Metazoa; Chordata; Actinopteri; Pomacentridae. The record is from RefSeq and is a predicted model, not a curated record. Gene Ontology annotation, cellular component: extracellular matrix. Gene Ontology annotation, molecular function: cell adhesion molecule binding. Bases 122 to 2152 code for a protein of 676 amino acids. Gene Ontology annotation, biological process: extracellular matrix organization; cell adhesion.